Molecule: messenger RNA, 1680 nt
Organism: Cyclospora cayetanensis
Lineage: Eukaryota; Apicomplexa; Conoidasida; Eucoccidiorida; Eimeriidae
Product: tRNA-dihydrouridine(20) synthase [NAD(P)+]-like
Exons: 11
Coding region: 1-1680 (559 amino acids)
Biological process (GO): tRNA dihydrouridine synthesis
Cellular component (GO): cytoplasm
Molecular function (GO): tRNA dihydrouridine synthase activity; flavin adenine dinucleotide binding
Source: RefSeq, a predicted model, not a curated record
AUGGAAACCCAAGGAUCUAGUUGCACUGUCAGCGAGGGCACUUCGCGGCAUGAUACUCAGAUGGACGGGUGUAUGCCUCUUUCUCUUGAUUCCACUAAGGGGCGACACGGAGCGCCUGAACACCACCCCUGCUCGCCAAGGUCGACUGAAAAUGCCAGUUCGCUUGAGUCAAGCCACAAUGCUAAGAAAGACUCUGGAUCCAUUAAUGAGGAUGCAACAAGAUACCGAGAAGCGAUUUAUGAGUCUGUGGGAGGGUUACCAGAUUCUACAUCAGGGCGCGAGCAUGAGCAGCACCCGGUAAAGCGGCCUGCAGGGACACCAGAGGCAGUCCAAGCGGCCGAGAUGUCGGCGGAGACCGUUUGUCAACCUAGAGCAGGUGAGCCACUAGCGUGUACGUUGCCAAGCGGAGCCUACAGGAGCUCUUCUACACAGAGUAAGCGACGGAAGUGCUCCAAAACUGAAGAGGAGCUGGCGUGCGAUGAUCCUACGGAUGAAAGAUCAAAAACUGCAGUGGAAGCGAAGCCACAUGACAUGAAUGCACCAGCGGCGGCUGACAUGCGAUAUGGCGACUUGGCCAGGGCCGUCGGUGGGUGGGCUUCAAAAGAGGAUAAACCUCCUAACGUAGUGGGAAAAGUUCCUCCGAAAGAUCCAAGCACGAUGUAUCAGUCUGCGUGGAUUCUCGCCCCUAUGGUGCGAAUAAGCACGUUGCCGUUCCGCCUGGAAUGUCUCAAGUACGGCGCAGACCUCGUUUUUACCGAAGAAAUUAUUGAUUGGAAGCUCCUAGAUACGAAGCGGUAUGAAAACAAGGAUUUCAGCACUAUUGAGUAUAUAUGCAAGAAUGAUCGGCGAUGCAUCUUCUCAACUUGCGAGCUUGAAGCGGGCAAAGUAGUGCUGCAGUUAGGGACUGCGGAUCCCACCCGCGCACUUCAGGCUGCCACAACAGCCCUACAGGACAUCGCGGCGGUAGACAUUAAUAUGGGCUGCCCGAAGAGCUUUUCAGUCAAAGGUGGCAUGGGAGCGGCAUUACUACAAACCCCAGACUUGGCGAUGGAUAUUCUGAAGACCCUUACUCGGAAUCUUCCAUGCCCAGUGACUUGUAAGAUUCGCCUUCUUGACAGCAUAGAAGAGACUGUGGACUUCGCGCGCAAAUGUGAAAGUGCCGGAAUAGCAGCCAUUACAGUUCAUGCAAGAAAACGCCACGAAAGGCCUGCCCACAGGGCGAAUUGGCAAGUCUUUCCGACACUACGGAGUGCCCUGAAGAUCCCACUGAUAGCAAACGGUGACUUCCUCUCUCCUGAAGAUGCAGUUCUCUUCCAAGAUACCUACGAUAUUCACAGUCUAAUGUUCGCUAGAGGGGCCAUGUGGAACCCAGCUCUAUUCUCUCGCAACCCGCGCUUGAGACAUGAGAGGACACCCGAAUGCGCUGUAACGCGUGCGACCAUUUUUCAAGACUACAUUAAGCGUGCAGUGUUAUGCGGAGCCCCGUACCAAUCGAUGAAGUUUACUCUUCAAGAAAUGACUGCACGGGAAAGCGAUCGGGACCUCAAACUACGGCUGGUAGCCGCAAAUUCGACUGCAAAGAUUUGUAGUGUAUUUGGUUUAGAUGAUUUCUACGAUGGUUUUGAUCAUGUCCCACACGCCAAUACGCUUAAUUACUACAAAUACGUUGAUCUGUCAUGA